Messenger RNA from Myotis lucifugus (little brown bat), 2591 nucleotides. RefSeq names its product PQ loop repeat containing 2 (gene SLC66A1). The record is from RefSeq and is a predicted model, not a curated record. The coding region runs from base 235 to 1107 and encodes 290 amino acids. Lineage: Eukaryota; Metazoa; Chordata; Mammalia; Chiroptera; Vespertilionidae. The transcript has 8 exons.
AGGCAGAACCCAGAAGCCCAGACACCCGGCGGGGCGGCGGAUCGGGACGAGGGGAGCCGGUUUGGGGCCCGGGGCAGGGACGAAGGCUGCGGGUCGAGGCUCUGGUGCCUCCCUGCCACAUCUCCACGGCGCCCCCUCCAGCCGCUGGAGCCCCGGUCCUCUCCUUUGGAGCGCAAGAUCCCAGAGCCCUCGCCUGCCUCAGCGCACCAGCACCCUCCCUCCCGCCCUCGCAGCAUGGUCUGGAAGAAACUGGGCUCCGGCAACUUCUCCAGCUGCCCCAAUGGCUCCCAGUGGAUAUGGGACGUGUUUGGUGAAUGUGCCCAGGACGGCUGGGAUGAGGCCAGUGUGGGCCUGGGCUUGAUCUCCAUUUUCUGCUUCGCAGCGUCCACUUUCCCGCAGUACAUCAAGGCCUGCAAGACGGGCAACAUGGACCAGGCCCUGUCCCUGUGGUUUCUCCUGGGCUGGAUUGGUGGAGACUCCUGCAACCUCAUCGGCUCUUUCCUUGCUGACCAGCUGCCCCUGCAGACCUACACGGCGGUGUAUUACGUCCUGGCAGACCUGGUGAUGCUGUCCCUUUACUUUCACUACAAGUUUAAGAAUCGCCCCUCUCCGUUGUCUGCCCCCAUCAACUCCUUGCUCUUGUUCACCCUGGGACUGGUGUGUGCCACCCCGCUGCUGAGCAGCACUGCCUCUGUGGCUGCCCCGAGGGAGGUCUUCCAGGGCCGGAAGCUCCUGUCUGUGGAGCCGGGCAAUAAGCCCUUCACUCGGCAGGAGAUCAUUGGUUUUGUCAUCGGCUCCAUCUCCAGCGUGCUGUACCUGUUCUCCCGGCUGCCUCAGAUCCACACCAACUUCCUGCGGAAGUCGACCCAGGGGAUCUCCUACUCGCUGUUUGCCUUGGUGAUGCUGGGGAACACGCUGUACGGGCUGAGUGUGCUGCUCAAGAACCCGGAGGAGGGCCAGAGCGAGGGCAGCUACGUGCUGCACCACCUGCCCUGGCUCGUGGGCAGCCUGGGCGUGCUGCUGCUCGACGCCAUCAUCUCCAUACAGUUCCUGGUGUACAGGAACGCCGCCACGUCCUCAGAGCACCAGCCCCUCCUCCCCGGCUGACCAGGACCCAGGCCAAGCCCCGAUGACCAGGACCUCCAGCUACCACUCAGGAAGAGAGAGGUGUGGGCAGUCAGUGCCGAGGACCCUGGACGAGGCUGUGGAGGAAGCCAGGGUCGGGGGGGCCUGGUCCUCCUGACCCACCUGCCUACCCCCACGCCUCCUGGGCUGACUCUUCCAGGAGCCAGACGGCCCCAAGGGCCAGCCUGCCCCUCCCACUGGGAGCUCAUCCCCCAGGGCCUGAGGCAGCUGCCCUGGGAGCUUUGAUGGAGGGGCUGCAGCGGGGACCUCACCCCUGAAAAGGCAGUGCAGCUGUCCCUCGCUCACCUACCUCAUUGUGCGCCUCCCCGGGGAGUGCCACCGCCGUGGCCUGGUGUACCCAGACUGUCCUGUGGCCUGCAGCCAGCCCAGUAAACCCUGCUUCCCAGCGAGGCCUGUUCUGUUGCUCCUUCCCAAGAUGCUGGGGUCUGGGCUGCUCUGAACAGCAGUGGAGGGAGAUCUGGGCCCCACCUUCCAGGGCCAGAGGAUCAGCUGUGGGGGAGCCAAGCAGGAGGGGACCUGCCGGUUCGCCUCCCGGUGGCCUCUCGUUUCUUCAACCUGCUUCUCGGUGACAGGCUCCACACCUGGUGGUGGGGACCAGCAACAGGGUCCCUGACCUCAGGGCUCAGGAGGAAGCACAGCAGUUAAGGUUCAGAUCUUGGUUCUGCAUCUUAGCUUUUCUGUGCCUCAGUGACUUUGAACUGUGAAAUGGGAUGACAGUAUUACCACUUCGUAUGUCCUUAUGAGAUGGUGUCAGUAGGGAGGUUAGCCCAAAAUUUUUAGUUGGAGGAGAGAGACAACCAGACCUCCCCGGAGAUCCGGGAGACCUUCCUGGAGGAGGCGGCAUGGCAGAGGAAUGAGCAGGGGAUAAACGGGGAAAGGUGGGAGUGUUGCUGGCCAGAGGAAAAGAAGGUGCAAGAGCGGGUGGGAAGGGAGGAGAGGAAGGCAGGGCUCGGUUUGUCUCCCAGAUUCUGUUCUGAGUCCACUUCCUUGUUGGCAGCCACCUUGUGGGCACUGAGAACAGGCCAGCUUCCCUCUGCUCUUGCUCUCACAUCCUGCCUCAGGUUCCCAGGUGGUGGGAGCCAUCGGGUGGGCUGGGAUGGAGGCCGUCCCUCGGCCUUUCUUUUGGAAUCUUCAACCCCAAAGAAAGCAAGGAGCUGAGCAAGGGGACACAGCCUCCCAGGGGAGGAGAGAGUGGGGGGUGCCACGGCCCAAUCUGGGGCUACAGAUAUUUGUGCAGCACAGUUCUCCACCCUCGGUCCUUGCUGUGGCCGAAGUCUGGGAUGGGGGUGAACCAGCUCUGGUCCCUGCCAGUUAGAAGGGCAGAACUUGCCAGGCCCUCCCUGGCGGGAAGGGGUGUUACCAGAAGGUACAAAGUGCCAUAGGAAUGAGGAGACUCAACCAGGAAGGCUUCAUGGCGGAGUGGCCUGGAGCUGAAUGUUGAAGGC